GAACAGGCAUCCGAUGUUACAAACAGCGUAACGAAAGACAACGCGAUCCAGUCGCAAUGAACCAGAGUAAGAGAAACGAGAAAAAAGUGUAGAAAAAAAAGUAUUCGUGCUGAAAGACAGUUCAACGGUUCCAGUGAGUCCAGUGAGGGAAUAUACGACGUUUCCGAGCGGGUUCCUACGUCAAAAUGUCGCUAUAGGCGCCAACGCGGAUUCUCGAGUCGUGUAUAACGCGCUAUUCUGUCCGGGGGUGGUGUUAGGUUUUCGAGAGAGACCGGUCACUGAAGAAAUUGUGAAAAAUGGUUUCAACCCGCCAGUCGAGUAACAUGGGUGGUGGUAGUGGUGGAAGUUCAGUCGGUGAAGGAGUCUGCGAGCCAGGACCUUCACGGAGGCAACAACCUCAAGUACAGCCCGGAUUGACUCGUCAGUUGGCGAUGAUGUCAUCUGUGCGAAAUUUAAAUUUACUCGAUUUACCACCCGAAAUACUUGAAAAGAUAUGCUCCUUUUUGGAUUACAAUACAGUGGCUCACUUGCGUCCGGUCUGCCAUCAAAUGGAUCGUAUUUGUGGCUCCAUAUUGAAUUCCACUUUUCAACGGCUUCAAGCCCAAAUGCUCAGUCGUUUUCAAUCUAUAAAAGCUAAAAUGCCAAGAAGAGAAUCGGCUAGACGCAAUCAUCCAUUGGCUUGCGAAUCUGAUAUUAUUGAAACUCUACACAUGCGUCUAACUCUACUCCACAUGAGUUUUGGCAAGCACAUAGAAAGAAAACACUGCUGUUUCUUUCCCGGCGAGAUCUUGGACGAGGUAUAUCGUAUCUUGCAUUACAUAAAAGUAACUCCAAAACUUGCCAGACCUUACAAAGUAACGGACGAACUUUUUGAUCUAAGUACCAUGGCAAUGGAGUACUUUAAAGAGUGGAUUGAGCCGACUCUUCCAGAAAUACCGUACUUCGGUGCAGAUUUUCUCGAUCUCGCGGGAACAUUUUCUUCGCCGGGUACCGUGAGUAAACCCUUUAUGUGCCUCGAUUCACCACCGUUGAGUAUCGGUGGUGCAAAAUCUGGAAGUGCGAACGGUGACGAGGCUUCGUCACCGCACUCUUCCGACGAGCGGUCUCUCGUUGAGGUCAAUACCCCAUCGCCCCAGGCUAAUAUAGCGUUUAGACGAAGAUUGCGCAAAAUAAAACAGGGCAUGAAGCGAUAUAACACACAAUUGACGCUGAUGCGCAGGGACUUGAAAACUUGCAAGACCAAAAUAUUCGAGCAGCAGAAGCAAAUUGUCGAGUAUGCUAAUCGCUUCGACGACAAUGACAAGAAAAAUGAAGAAACGUCACGAAAAUUCAGCACCCUACUACAGGUAUUUACUGAGGAAUUGAACAAAUGUAAAACGGAGUUGCAAUACUGGCGUUCAAAAUCGCCGGCGAUACCGGUUUGUGGUGGAUGCGGGCAAUCGAUGCCGGUGCCAGCCGACGAGCUCCAGGCUCUGGCGAGUCAAGGAGUUCUGUCAGAACCGUUCUGCGAGGCCUUGAAUUUCAUACCAAUCGCUGCAGAUCCAUCGAGUCCGAACGAAGCCCCGGACGCAACGAGCGUGACGCAACAGCCAGCGCCGAGACUGCCAAUGUUAAUGGCACCUCCGAAAGCUCCGGUAGCCUCGAUUUCGUCAAAACGAAAGGCACCCACCGACGAGUCACAGUUAUCAAGUGAAAUCGCGAAAAAGCCACGUCGCACUGCCAAAUCACGUCAGGCUAAGCGCUCAAAAAUGUAAAUCGAUUCUGAUUAUGGUACAAACAAACAAGCAACAAAAAUAUCUAUCAAACACCCAUUUCAAACAUAAGGUCGGACACCGUUCGAAUGGAGAGAAAAAACAUUCGCCAUUUUCUAAUUAUAUAAUGGAGACUAUUUUACAAAAAAAAAACGAAACAAAAAUCACAAUGACAAUUAGCGUCAAACAAUAAUUGUUUCAAUUGCGACAAUGCCAAUUUAACUGGACGAUAUUAAUGUGUUGAGAAAUAUUUGAUUUUUCAACUGCCAACCACAAUAUCGUAGCUUCAACAGUGUCGUGAUAACGAUUUUACUAUUAUUUUGUCGUAUCGUUUUUAUAUGCUUUUUUUCGCUCGUACGAUGUCCAAUCCCCGUGUUCAUUCAUAAUGAGUCAGAAAGACUUUUAUUUUGGAAACCAACAUCACCCGUUCAUCGAGAGAACCUCCCCUUUACAUUUUUUUUGCCAACGGUUAGUCGUACAACGGCUUAUAGUAAAGUACAAAAUUCUACAAUCGAUCGUUCCGACCCUGACGAUCGACUAAUCCCCUUUCGAUCAUAUGAAGAAAAAUAAACGGAAAGCCCGAGAGUUGCGGUUUUUUGCCGUUCGUCAUUUUAUGGAAACUAUGAAAAUUCAUACCCAAAUAUUCUAAAUAAGAGCCGAUCGCAAAGAACCGAAGGGUCUCAUUAUCAUCACCAUUAUUAAUAUUAUUAACAUUAAUAUUCUUAUUAUUCUUAAUAUUAUUAUAAUUAUUAUUUAAAAUAGAAAAAUCUCAUGUUUCGUGGGUUUUUGAAGAUCGAUAAUCGAAUUUAUCCAUCGUCUUCUUUACUGCAAUUUUUCAAUUCGUACGACACGAGCUCUGCGAACAAGUUUUUCGAUAAUCAUGGAAAUAAUUGUAAAAAAUUUUCAACAACGGAAUAAUAAAGUUUGAACACACAACAUUUUUUCGAUUAUCAGUCUUUGGGAAAGGAAACCCCGUGGUAGUUCAUGUGAAAAACUUACAGUCGUCUCGAUGCAAAAUGGCCACACAUAUUUCCCCGAUUAAGAAGCCCAAACAGACACGAAUAAUUGAAGAAAAAAAAUUAAGGUUGAGCGUAAACAAAAAAUGAAAUAAUCGGGAAAAAAGUGUUGGAACGUUCGCCUGUUGAAUCGUUCAAGUUUUUUCAAUAAAUAUCGACUAUACCAUGUUCUUUUGGAAUAUUACCCACUUAACGAAUAGCAAUUAUUGGAACGCGAGAUAGAGAUAUUUUUGGAUUCACGGUAUGAUUGAUCAAAAGCCUAAUCAAAUCGAUGAUCGCAAUCACAAUCAAAUUAAUGUUACGAACUUCCAAAAACAUGGAUUUUCACGUUGUUACCGAAAUAAUUUUUUUUACUUAUUUUGUUGAAGAUUCUAUUUGACGGAAUAAGGAUCAACGAAAUUGCGAUCCAAUAAAACAAUUCCGACGUUCAUUUUUAAGAGGGGAAAGAUAGUCGAAAUUUUCAACGUUCGAGUGGCAAGUAAUUUUCUUUUUUAGAAACGAUUGCCCAUGUUUAGUUAAUGUUAAAGAGUGUGGUUAAUAAAAUUGUGCAUUAUUAUUAUUAUCAUUCAUAAUUCUGAUGGUCAAUGUAUCGAAAAAACAGGAUUACGGAUUAUAAAUAAACUAUACUUUAAUACCAACAAAUAUUUAAGUACACGUGGGGAAAAACGCGACAGGAGGUCGAGGAGUGUCGUGUUGGACGUAAAGAUGGCGCCACGCAGCAUUUUAAUUCAAAACUUAUUCGAUCAAUAAGAUAUAUAACAAUAAAUAAUUAAAUAAUUACUUUAAAAGAAUAUAUUAUAUAUAAAUAUAUAUAUAUAUAUAUAUACGCUUACAUAGAUACAUAUACGGACAUCUUUAUAUGUAUCUAUAAAUACGAGUGAAUUAAAAGAGAAAGACAAAGGAAGAGAGCUGCUCUGUGUUUUAGUUCAUGUCCAUCGAGACGAUUGUAUUUUAUUCUAAAGCAAUGCUAAAUACGAAAAUUGGAGUAUUGUUUAAAAACAAAGUAGAAGCCACAAUGAGCUAAAAGUCAUUAUUCUGAAUCGUUCGAAUAAAUAUGUAUAAAUAUAUAUAAUUUUUUAAUCAAUGUCGAACAGGAAUUACUCAAAGAUGGGAGUUACUUUGCGAGAUAGUAGUGUGAAUGAACAAAAAAGAAAACGAGAAAAAAAAAUAACGAUUCAGUACAAGUGCGAAGAGUGUGAGAAAUAUAUUUCGGAAAAAAAGAAGGAAAAUACCAAAUGUCAAAACGACGAAAAAUUCAUCAAGAUGUGAUGCUUUAUCGAUUUAUUCGCGGAAAAGUGACCUUUAUUCAAAUAAUAUAUUCAUUAUGAUAACAUUCGAGUUUGAGGAAACGAAAUAGCAAAUAAUAGUGUUCAUUCAACACUUGAUAAAAUUUCGCGUAUUUCUCAGAUACGAAGCGUUAGAAACUUUCAAAUCGCUUGAAUCGUUGUCGCUGCACACACAAACAUACACACACUUUAGAAAUUGUGUUUUACGUGGAAUAAAAAGUGCUCGUGUCUCGAAACAAAUUUGAGCAGUUCUGUCUUGUUUUGUUUUGUGUAUUUUUCUUUUUUUCUUUUUUUAAUGCGGCGGUGAUCGACACUCGCACUCCAAACGUUGCUUGCUCAUAAGAGAGCUUAAAUGCUGAAUUCGAUAAACGGAAACCAGAGAAUAAUGUUGUGAUGGUAUUUGUCGUCACUUUCGAUUAUUUUUCUGUUUCAAUUACUGUGGAUAAAUAUAUUUGAGUUCCGAAAGACAAUUGAAAUGAAUUUUCUCCCACUUCUAAAUCAUACAAAAACGAUAUUUCGAAGAAUAUAAAAACAAUUCCAAAUUCUUAUACUAUUUGACAGUAAGUUAUGAUUUUUCCGGUGGAAGUGUAUAACGAAAAGCCAUAACGCGACCGUUGAUGGAUUAACAUAAAGAAAUCAAUUCAGUAAACUUUUAAUGCGAAUUUAUAAAAUUAUCAACGAAUUCACUGCCUACCUAUCUCUCGAGACAAAAGUUUAACGCGAUAUGAGUGGCAAGUUUUUUCAAGGGAAAAUAAAACUUUGGUAACUGUAUGACGAAUAUUGUUUCAUUCAUAUAAUAAGGAAUUUUUCUUUUUCGGCUAAAUCCGUCCCCAAAAAAAGAAGAAAAGAAACAAAAACAGACAAAAAGCAAAGAAGUAAUAAUAAUUGUAGUAUUUUGCACUGCAUACGGUAAUGUAACGCGUCCAGUGGUAACAUAUUAAAUGAUAUAAAAUCGAAUGUUUUAAAUUGAAUACGCAAUUAGCUGGUAGAUUGAAAGAUGUAUGAUUUUUCUUCAGCCAUGCGUUUAUCAUAGAUAUAUCUUGACAGAUUAAUACCGUUUUAUGAAGAAUUCAGUUUUGAGUCAAUAGAUCUUGCCGUUGCAAGAUGCGAAAUGACUUUGUAAGAGAAAAAAGUUAUUCGAUUGGUAAAAGCGAUUUAAAUAUGAUUAAACACUUUUCAUAUGGUUCCGUUGUUUCAGCGGUCAACGCAACUAAAAAUUAUUUUGCAUAAUCAAACGGAUGCUCUGUAACGUUGGGUAAAAAUGAAUAGAACUCAUUUGAAUACUUUAUGAAGGAAAAAAAAUGCAUAAUACACAUUCAGAAGAAAGUGUAAGCGAAAGCCAAUUGUAAGUUGAGAAUAUGAGAUAAAAAUAAGUGUUGAGCCCUACAUGGCUGAUCCGUUUUGCGAUAACGUAUUUAACAUUGUCUUUUUUCGUUUUAUGUGUAUUGAAACGAUUGUAAAUAUAUAUAUUAGAUACAUCGUACAAUAAACUUAAUUUAACAAACA
This is a messenger RNA of Venturia canescens, 5559 nucleotides long. RefSeq names its product F-box protein dmpd (gene dmpd). The transcript has 6 exons. Gene Ontology annotation, biological process: positive regulation of DNA-templated transcription. Gene Ontology annotation, molecular function: protein binding; transcription coactivator activity. The coding region runs from base 297 to 1754 and encodes 485 amino acids. Gene Ontology annotation, cellular component: nucleus. The record is from RefSeq and is a predicted model, not a curated record. Lineage: Eukaryota; Metazoa; Arthropoda; Insecta; Hymenoptera; Ichneumonidae.